Molecule: messenger RNA, 1914 nt
Organism: Mauremys reevesii (Reeves's turtle)
Lineage: Eukaryota; Metazoa; Chordata; Testudines; Geoemydidae
Gene: POU3F2
Product: POU class 3 homeobox 2
Exons: 1
Coding region: 64-1302 (412 amino acids)
Biological process (GO): brain development; regulation of transcription by RNA polymerase II
Cellular component (GO): nucleus
Molecular function (GO): DNA-binding transcription factor activity, RNA polymerase II-specific; RNA polymerase II cis-regulatory region sequence-specific DNA binding
Source: RefSeq, a predicted model, not a curated record
GAAAAAGUAGCUGUCAAAUGCGCGGCUCCUUUAACCAGAGCGAUCAGUCCGGCUCGGAGAGUCAUGGCGACCACAGCGUCUAACCACUACAGCCUGCUCACCUCCAGCUCCUCCAUGGUGCAUGCGGAGCCGCCGGGGAGCAUGCAGCCGGGCGCCGGCUACAGGGAUGCACAGACGCUGGUGCAGGCGGACUACACGCUGCAGAGCAACGGGCACCCGCUCAGCCACGCUCACCAGUGGAUCACGGCGUUGUCCCACGGUGGGGGAGGCGGCGGCGGCGGGGACUCGCCCUGGUCCACCAGCCCCCUGGGCCAGCAGGACAUCAAGCCCUCGGUGGUGCAGUCCGGGGGCCGGGGGGACGAGCUGCAGCAGCACCAGCAGCAGCAGCAGCACCAGCAGCAGCAGGGGAGACCGCCCCACCUGGUGCACCACGCCGGCAGCCACCACGCCGCCGCCGGGGCAUGGAGGACGGGCGCCUCGGCUCACCUGCCGCCCAGCAUGGCCUCCUCCAACGGGGGGCAAGCGGGGCUGCUCUACUCCCAGCCGCCGGGCUUCACGGUCAACGGGAUGCUGAGCUCCGGCCAGCCGGGCUUGCACCACCACGGCCUGAGGGAUGCCCACGAUGAGCAGCAGCAGCAGCAGCACCACGGCGGAGAGCACCCCGGGGGGCACCCGCAGCAGCACCCUCCGCACCAGCAGCAGCAGCAGCACCCCGGGGGCGGCGGCGGGGGCCACCACGACCCCCACUCGGACGAGGACACGCCGACCUCGGACGACCUGGAGCAGUUCGCCAAGCAGUUCAAGCAGCGCCGGAUCAAACUGGGAUUUACCCAAGCGGACGUGGGCUUGGCCCUGGGCACCCUGUACGGGAACGUCUUCUCGCAGACCACCAUCUGCAGGUUCGAGGCCCUGCAGCUGAGCUUCAAGAACAUGUGCAAGCUGAAGCCUUUGUUGAACAAGUGGUUGGAGGAGGCGGACUCGUCCUCGGGCAGCCCCACCAGCAUAGACAAGAUCGCAGCCCAGGGGCGCAAGAGGAAAAAGCGCACCUCCAUCGAGGUGAGCGUCAAGGGCGCCCUGGAGAGCCACUUCCUCAAGUGCCCCAAGCCCUCUGCCCAGGAGAUCACCUCGCUGGCGGACAGCCUACAGCUGGAGAAAGAGGUGGUGCGAGUGUGGUUUUGUAACAGGAGACAGAAAGAGAAACGCAUGACUCCCCCGGGAGGGACUCUGCCCGGAGCCGAGGAUGUAUAUGGGGCAAGUAGGGACACUCCACCACACCACGGGGUGCAGACGCCUGUGCAGUGAACUCACAUGGGGGCUGGCGGGGGUAGAGGGGGUAUUGACCCCCCCAAUUCCCACCCCUCAAACUUUUGAUUGUUCUUUUUCUCUUUUUUUCUCUCUUUUUUGUUAACGUUUUCUCCUAUCUUAAAAACAGAGAAAAAAACUGCACUGGACUAUCCCGUAAACGGUAGCAGGUGAAAUGAUGUGUUUUGAUCUUUACAGGCGAGUGCCCAUGCAAUGGAGUGGAGUGAGUAUCACACACAAACAGACACGAGACAGACAGAUACACGCACAGUGUCAGGCACUGAGAGAAAUCUUUCACAAAAACUAAAUUAAUUACGAAAACAGAAUGGAAUCGACUCUGAGCCCUGCUAAACACAAAGGCAGCUUUAAUCUUGGAAUGAUGCUCAGUAUAGGCACAUGCUGCGGUGUUUAUUUAAUGUGGCUCCCCAUUAGGAAUAAAACAAUGAAUCCCUUUUGAUGUAGACAGUAUUUAACCGUUUGAAUUUGCACUGCAAGAAAAUUGAAGUUUACAUUAACAAAUACAUUUUUCCUACCUUGAUUUUGCAAAUGACUUGCAUUUCCCACGGUAAGCGUUAGGCAACCAUUGACCAAUCUACAAAAUGUUACUGUGUU